Messenger RNA from Chaetomium strumarium, 3470 nucleotides. RefSeq names its product rRNA-processing arch domain-containing protein. The transcript is spliced from 2 exons. Gene Ontology annotation, biological process: maturation of 5.8S rRNA; RNA catabolic process. Gene Ontology annotation, cellular component: nucleus. Gene Ontology annotation, molecular function: RNA helicase activity; ATP binding; RNA binding. The record is from RefSeq and is a predicted model, not a curated record. Bases 122 to 3334 code for a protein of 1070 amino acids. NCBI's taxonomy places the organism in Eukaryota, Fungi, Ascomycota, Sordariomycetes, Sordariales, Chaetomiaceae.
UCGAGCCCGCGCCGUAUCCAGGAUUGGCAAGAGCGUCCUUCUCGCACCACAUCCGUCGCCCGGCGACAGCCAAAUCUCCCUUGUAAUAAACCACAGUGCAUGAGAGCUGGUACCUUGCAAGAUGGAUGACCUCUUCGCCGUCUUUGAGGAGCAGCCCCGCGCUCCGAAGCGCAAGGCCGAUGAAAACGUGCAAAUGGCCGACGGCCCCGACAAUGGCCAACAAGCUACAAUCAAAGAUGAAGAGAUGACUGCUCCGGACGACCAUGCAAACGGCGAAUCCGAUGCCCAAGCGCAAAGCGACAGCAAAAGGCGGAAGGUGGAAGAGGAGGCCGAAACCAUCAUCACCGACACAUUCGAGACCGCCGAGUCCCGAGAAGUAACUGCUGCACAGGGCUUCGCUCCUUCGACAGGCGAAGGUUCGCUCGUCCUGUCGCACAAUAUCCAACAUCAAGUCGCGUUGCCACCAGACCUCGACUAUGAAUACAUCCCUCUUUCAGAACACAAACCACCUGCAGAACCUGCGAGGACAUAUCCCUUCAGGCUCGACCCAUUCCAAGCCCUGUCUGUUGCCUCAAUUGAGCGCGAGGAGAGUGUGCUCGUCUCGGCACACACCAGCGCCGGCAAGACAGUCGUUGCCGAGUAUGCGAUUGCUCAGUGUCUAAAACGGAACCAAAGAGUCAUUUACACGAGUCCGAUAAAGGCCCUCAGCAACCAGAAGUACCGCGAUUUUGGUGAGAUCUUUGGCGACGUCGGCUUGAUGACCGGCGAUGUCACCAUCAACCCUACGGCAAGCUGCUUGGUCAUGACAACCGAGAUUCUGCGAUCCAUGCUGUACCGUGGCUCCGAGAUUAUGCGCGAGGUUGCUUGGGUCAUCUUCGACGAGAUCCACUAUAUGCGAGACAAGACGAGAGGUGUCGUCUGGGAGGAAACCAUUAUCCUGCUUCCGGACAAGGUCCGAUAUGUCUUUCUCUCGGCCACUAUCCCCAAUGCCUUCCAGUUCGCCGAAUGGAUCGCCAAGAUCCACCGCCAGGCCUGCCAUGUCGUCUACACCGAUUUCCGGCCAACUCCGCUGCAAAACUACUUCUUCCCGGCCGGUGGAAGUGGCAUCUACCUGAUCGUGGAUGAGAAAGGCAAUUUCAAGGAGCACAACUUCAACGAGGCCAUGACUGCCAUCGAAAGCAAGAAGGGGGCUGACCCUGCCGACUGGAGCACGAAGCAGAAGGGCAGGGGGAAGAACAAGAAGACCGACAAGGGAGGCGAGGCGACAAACGAAAAGUCCGACAUCGCCAAGGUCAUCAGGAUGAUUAUCAAGCGAAAUUUCCAACCUGUGAUUGUCUUUAAUUUCAGCAAGCGCGAGUGCGAGCAGCUGGCUCUACAGACCUCGCAAAUGAAGUUCAAUGCACCAGACGAGGAGGAGAUGGUCAACAAGGUGUUCGAAAACGCGCUGAAUCAGCUGUCUGAGGAAGAUAAGGGCCUCCCCCAGAUCUCAAACAUUCUGCCCCUGCUGCGGAAGGGCAUCGGUGUCCAUCAUUCAGGACUGCUGCCGAUCCUAAAAGAGACGAUCGAGAUUCUGUUCCAAGAAGGCUUGAUCAAGGUUCUGUUUGCGACCGAGACUUUCUCCAUCGGUCUCAACAUGCCUGCAAGGACAGUUGUCUUCACCAAGGUGACAAAGUGGGACGGCGUGCAACGACGGCCGCUAACCUCGUCCGAGUACAUCCAGAUGGCAGGGAGAGCCGGCCGUCGUGGUCUCGAUGAUCGCGGUAUCGUGAUCAUGAUGGUCGACGAGACCCUUGAACCCGAUGUUGCGAGGGCCGUCGUCGUCGGGCACCAAGACCGGCUGAAUUCCGCCUUCCAUCUCGGCUACAAUAUGAUUCUAAACCUCCUCCGCAUUGAGGCGAUCUCGCCCGAAUUCAUGCUCGAGCGCUGCUUCUUCCAAUUCCAGAACGCUGCCAGCGUGCCGCAGCUCGAGCGGGAACUGGCGAGCCUGCAGCAGGAGCGCGACAACAUGAUCAUCCCCGACGAGAGCACCGUCAAAGAUUAUCACAGCAUUCGCCAGCAACUCGACGGCUACCAGAAGGAUAUGAUUACCGUCAUGCAGCACCCAACUUACUGCAUCAAUUUCAUGACUCCAGGUCGUGUUGUGCAGAUUGCAACGCCGAACGGGACUGACUACGGCUGGGGUGUCGUCGUUGAAUUUGUCGAGCGCAAGCCCCCUAAGAACGGGAAGGCCGAUUACCCGGCGCAAGAAUCCUACUUCAUCGACGUCCUGCUCAAAAUCUCCUCAAACAGCCCAGAAGUGAACUCGGAGGCUAAGGGAGACCUUGCAGUGCCCGAAGGCAUCCUGCCGGCGAAGCCCGGCGAUCCGGGGAGGUGGGAGGUUGUACCGUGCCUUCUGUCCUGCAUGAAGGCGCUCGGCCAGAUCAGGCUCAAGGCGCCCAAGAAGAAGGAUCUCACCAAGCAGGAACUGCGGGACAGAUUCGGCAAAAUGCUUGAGGAAGCCAAGCGGCGGUUCCCCGAUGGCUUCCCGUUGGUCGACCCGCUCGAAAACAUGGGCAUCACGGACGACUCGUUCAAGAAGCUGCUCCGCAAGAUCGAGGUGCUCGAAUCGCGCCUCCUCGCCAGCCCGCUGCACCACUCGCCGCUCCUCGAGGAGCUGUGGCAGAAGUACGAGGCCAAGCUCGCGCUCAAGGACAAGAUCAAGGAGAAGAAGCGGGCCAUCAUGAAGGCGCACAGCAUCGCGCAACUAGACGAGCUCAAGUCGCGCAAGCGCGUCCUCCGCCGGUUGGGCUUCAUCAACGAGGCCGAGGUGGUGCAGAUGAAGGCGCGCGUGGCGUGCGAGAUCUCGUCGACCGAGGGCCACGAGCUGCUGCUGGCCGAGCUGCUCUUCAACCGCUUCUUCAACGAGCUGACGCCCGAGCUGUGCGCGUCGGUGCUCAGCGUCUUCAUCUUCGACGAGAAGGUCGAGACGCAGGCGCUCAAGGAGGAGCUCGCCAAGCCGUUCCGCGAGAUCCAGGCGCAGGCGCGCAUCAUCGCCAAGGUCAGCGCCGAGAGCAAGCUCGAGGUCAAUGAGGACGAGUACGUGCAGAGCCUGAAGUGGCAGCUGAUGGAGACGGUGCUGCAGUGGGCGAACGGGCGGCCGUUUGCCGAGAUUUGUAAAAUGACCAACGCAUACGAGGGCUCGCUGAUCCGUUUGUUCCGCCGGCUGGAAGAGCUGCUCCGGCAGAUGGCCGAGGCGGCCAAGGUCAUGGGCAGCGAGGAGCUCAAGGACAAGUUCGAGCUGAGCCUGGCCAAGAUCCGCCGCGACAUUGUCUCGUUCAACAGUCUAUAUCUCUGAUCUGAGACAGGGCGAGGGGAACGAACUGCUUGUAUGGGUCGUUUGUUGUGUUGGGUUGCAUUGCAUGGUGCUUUUACCGUCUGGCGUUUUUUUGGGUGGUUGGGAAAAGAAUACCAUGACUAUACUAGGUAAUUCG